AUGUACACCUGUGAUAAAACCGUCUUCAAGAAUCAUGGACUUGCUUUUGUUACAGCAUUACUUUUUGCUGUGCAUCCUGUUCACACAGAGGCGGUGGCUGGGAUUGUUGGCAGAGCUGAUGUGUUAGCAUGUCUCCUGUUCCUGUUGGCCUUCCUCUCCUACAAUAGGAGUCUGGAUCAGUGUUGUGCUGGGGAAUGUUUCCCUCCCACGGCUUCUCCCUUCUUCUUGCUGCUCAGUUUGUUUCUGGGGACCUGUGCAAUGCUGGUGAAAGAGACUGGAAUCACCAUGUUUGGAGUGUGCUUGGUUUGUGACCUGUUCUCCCUCUCCCACAAGCAAGACAUGACGAGCAAGGGGGUCAUCCAUCAGCACAGCCUACAGCAGCCUGGGAGCCCCCAGCCCUCCUCACUGGCAGCCCACCCCCACCGGGAGAACGGGAAGCAGCAGUUCCCUCACAAGGGAGCUUGGGGUGGCUGCCAUUCCUCACUUCCACCAGCACCCAAGAGCAGUGGAUUCCCAGUGUCACUGCGAGCUGUGUGGUCCCUGAUGAG
Messenger RNA from Urocitellus parryii (Arctic ground squirrel), 548 nucleotides. NCBI's taxonomy places the organism in Eukaryota, Metazoa, Chordata, Mammalia, Rodentia, Sciuridae. The record is from RefSeq and is a predicted model, not a curated record.